CGAAGAAAGCCUACAGGAAACUGGCAUUAACCAAGCAUCCGGAUAAACAAGGUGGCUCCAAAGAAGAGUUUCAGAAAAUCACUGAUGCUUGGGAAUGGCUCAAAAACAAUCACACAGCCUUUAAAAAUGGUGGGGCAAAGGCUGCUGCGGGAGGUAAUAACAAUUUAACUUUAUAAUAUCCUAACUAAUUCCCAUUUCUAGAAAAUGCUUGUUGUUGAAAUGCUGAUGAAGUAGAUCAUGUUCGAAGAUUUAGGUUUUGAAUAUCGGACUCUGCUGUAAUAUGAUGAUGAUGUUGAUGAGCAAGACGCUGUUGAGUAUACUUAAAGUGAAGACGAAAGAAGUGCGUCGGAUGUGCCUUUAGGUUCUUAUCAUUCUCAUUCUCAAGAAAUGAAAGGCGUUGUACAACUUCUAAAGGCACUUAUCAUUCUCAUUCUCAAGAAAUGAAAGGCGUUGUAUAACUUCUACUACUUAACUUUAUCAGAACGUUAUAUCUUACUCUUCCAGGAGGUCGUCCAACCACGUCGACCUCGCAACCCGCUGCUCGGCCAAAAAAUGCUAUGGCAAGGGGGACGACUACGGUCAACAUGCAGAGGAAUGCAAGGACUAUGGAAGAGGGAAUACGCCAAGUUUUUGGCGGAUUUUCGGGUUCGCCAAGUAGUGAUGAUAGUGACGACGACGAUGAAGGCCCUUAUGCUUGGAACUUCGACUUGAAAGGAGGCCAGAAUGGAGGCAUGGGUGGCGCUGCAUCGUCCAGUAGCUCUUCGUGGAAAGGCGGACCAAGUGGCCCUGGCGGGGGCUCGAACAUGAACUACAACAAGGGAGGAAAGCAGGGCAAAGGAGGAGCAUUUCCAGGUGCUAAUAUGAACACAUCGUCUGCUUAUGGUGGUAAAGCAGGUGGCGCUGGUGGUGCUUAUGGAGGAACAAAUAAGGGUUCUGGUAAG
Molecule: messenger RNA, 941 nt
Organism: Amoebophrya sp. A25
Lineage: Eukaryota; Dinophyceae; Syndiniales; Amoebophryaceae
Source: the annotation of a GenBank genome assembly